This is a messenger RNA of Salvia miltiorrhiza (redroot sage), 1419 nucleotides long. RefSeq lists its product as uncharacterized. NCBI's taxonomy places the organism in Eukaryota, Viridiplantae, Streptophyta, Magnoliopsida, Lamiales, Lamiaceae. Bases 1 to 1419 code for a protein of 472 amino acids. The transcript is spliced from 3 exons. The record is from RefSeq and is a predicted model, not a curated record. Gene Ontology annotation, molecular function: catalytic activity.
AUGGGGCCAAUGAGGCGUGUGAGUACGGAAUUCAGGCGAGACAAGGCCAAGAGCAAUACGCUGAGGAGGGCAGGGACAUCUGGAAUUUUGGCAAAAAAACUUAGAUUAUCAACCGAUCUUAAUGAUGCAGUUAUGGAGGAGCAAUUUAGAGGCUUGGGGAGCUCUGCGAAGAAACGAGAUGUCCGGCAUGUUAUUGGACAGCAGCGAGUCGACCUAUGCUUUAUCCAGGAAACAAAAAUGGAAUCCAUGGAGGGAGAAAUGUGCAAUGGCUGGUGGGGCAGGAACAAUUACGGUUUGGCAAGAAGGGAUGCGGAAGGCAGGUCUGGGGGAAUUUUAUGUGCAUGGAACAAGGACCAUUUUACAGCAACGAGUUCGUGGGAUAUGCAGGGAGCGGUGAUCAUCAAUGGGGUCGGAAAAGCAGGUAACUUAAGCUACUGCCUUAUUAAUGUGUAUGCGUCUAAUGUUGCUCGUGAAAAGGCUGAAUCGUGGGAUAAGCUUCAGAUCUUAGCUGAGCAAAACAGAGAUAGGUGUUUAUGUAUUAUGGGAGACUUUAAUGCAAUCAGGGAGCGAGGCGAAAGGGUUGGAAAGAGCGAAAACUUUGAUACUGCAGAUAUGAGGAGGUUUGACGCCUUCAUUAGAGAUAGCGAGCUGACAGAAGUUAGAACACAGGGGAGGAAGUUCACAUGGUAUCAAGCGAACGGCAGAUGCAAGAGCAAAUUGGAUAGAUUUUUGGUGAAUAAUUGUUGGCUUGAUUCUUGGCCGUCAACUGUUGAGAGGUGUUUACAGAGAUCCGUGUCGGACCACUGCCCGAUUUUACUAUCUACGAAGAUAGUGGAUUGGGGGCCAAAGCCGUUCCGGUUCAUAAAUGCAUGGACUACACACCCGGAGUUCAAUCAACUGAUUCAAAAGGAAAAGCUGAAGGCGUUGAAGGUGGCUCUGAAAGAGUGGAACAAGUCAACUUUUGGGCUCAUCGAUAAUGAGAUCAAGAGGGGCAAGGAGGAAUUACAACAAUGGGAUGCGAUUGAUGAUGUUUUCGGCCUUGAGCAGGAGGUUAUUAAGAGGAACGAGGUGAGAGCCAAGAUCAUUCUUCAUACAAGGAACAAAAAUUGGCUUCUUGGGCAGAAAGCUAAGAGCCGAUGGUUGAAUGAAGGAUAUAUCAAUUCUCACUUUUUUCACAAGGUGAUUGCUGGGCAGAUGAGGAAAAAUAAGAUUGCCGGUAUGUGGUUUGAAGAACAGUGGAUUGACGAACCAGGUGCUCUUAAUGCCAAGGUAUCGGAGUUCUUUGGGAACUUCUUCCGAAGAAAAGAUAGAAUCCUACCGAUUAUUCCUCCUGAUUUCGCGGCUCGAAGACUCUCUACUGAAGACAAGCUUUGGCUUGUUAGACCGUUCACAGAAGAUGAAUUAAAAGAUGCAGUGUAG